AUGGGUAAUAAGAACAAUAAACAAAUCGAAAAUAAUUCACCAUCUCCACCAACCAAUUCUUCACUUUCUCGUCGUCUCUUGAAUAACGAAUCAAUCGAUCAAUUUAUAUUGAUCUGGUUAGAUCAUAAUGCAUUAGAAAAUUCUCUUGAUUCUUUACGUACAAAAACAUUAAUUCGUGAAUUAAAUAAUAAUCAUUGUUUAUUCUUUAAUGAUGUUAAUUUAUUUUUAGUCGAGAUAGAAAGACUGAGAAAUAAUGAUAAACAAAUCCUACUUAUAGUAUCUGGAAAAUUUGCUGAUAAAAUUCCAUUACACAACAUCGAUAUUAUUGCAACAAUAAUAAUAUUUUGUGGAAAUUCUAAUAGAUACAAACAUUUAAAGGAAACUAAUCGAAAAAUAAUUGAUAUUUGUACUGAACAUGAAACAUUAAAAAAUAGUAUUCAACGCGAAUUACCAUCAUUAAAACUUAAUUUAUUCACUGAUCGAAAAUCAAAUUCAUUACGUUCAUUAAUUGCAUCACAAAAUACUGGUAUUGAUGAUAGUGCUUAUUAUUUCUAUAUGUUAUUUACUGAUUUUUUAAGACAAAUUCCUCAAAGAAAAGAAGCAAAAGAUACUAUGUUGGAUAAAUGUAAAAUCUGUUAUAGAAAUAAUAAAACACAACUUAAAUGUAUUGAAUUAUUUGGUAAUACUUAUACACAAGAUAAAGCAAUUGAUUGGUAUACGGGAGAUUCAUUUGUAUAUCGUUUAGUAAAUCUUGCAUUUCGUACUGAAGAUAUAACAUUAUGGUAUUUAUUUCGUUACUAUAUUACUGAUUUAUGUAAACAAUUAGAAGAUACUCAUAAACAACAAAAUUGCCAAUCAGUUCUAAAACUCUAUCGUGGUCAAACUCAUCUACCAAAAGAAGAGUUAGAAAAUUUAAAAUCAAAUAAAGGUAAUUUAAUAUCAACAAAUGGUUUUUUCUCAACAUCGAAAGAUAUUGACCUAGCUAGUUGGUUUAUACAAGGUGCUACGGAUACAGAAGAUUAUAGAGUUGCAUUAUUUGAAAUAACUGUUGAUGCAAAGAAUUUAAAAAAUAGUAUUUUUGUUGAUAUUGAUCAAUAUAAGGGAAUAUCAGGUGAAUGUGAAGUUUUAUUCAAUAUUGGUUCAGUUUUUGAAAUUGAGAGUGUUAAUUAUGAUAAUAAUUUUAAAGCAUGGAAAAUAAAAAUGAAAGCAACAGAUGAAGGUACAGAUUCAAUUAAAGAACGUAUUCAACAAAUGAAAAAAAAAUUUCAAAAUGGAAAUAUUAAUUUAUUAUUUGGUCGUUUAUUACUUGAUAUGAAUCAAUAUAUAAAAGCUGAAUCAUAUUUUCAAAUGAUGAUAGAUGUUUCACCCUCAUCUCAUCCUGAUUUACCUUUAUUUUAUGAUUGUUUAGGAGAAUUAAAUAUGCAUACAACAAAUUGGAAAGAAGCAUUUAAAAAUUAUCACUCAUCUUAUGAAAUAAAAAAGAAAAAAAUACAUUCAGAUCAUCGAAAUGUAGGUGUAACAUUAAAUGGUCUAGGAAAUUAUUAUAAAGCUAUUCGAAAUAAUAAUCAAGCAUUAAAAUGUUAUUCAAAAGUUUUAAUCUUUAAAAAUGAUCCAUAUAAUAAAGCAAUUACUUUACUUAAUAUGAGUGCAAUUUAUAUCAAGGAAAAAGAUUAUGAUAAAGCAUAUGAUUUAUGUAUAGAAGCACGAGAUAUUAUUCAAGAAACUUCAUCAAAUUCAUCUAUUGCUCUUAUUCAAUGCUAUAGUAUCAUGAGUAGCAUUUAUUUAGCUCAAAAAGAUUAUGAUAAAGCCGAAGAUUUUUCUACUGCUGCAUAUGAACUGAGUGGAAAAACACUUUUUAUUGAUGAUCGUCAUCGAAUUGUUUGUAUAAAAGCAUUAGCUAAUUUAUCUUGUCAAAAGAAUAAGAAACAAGACGCAAUUGAUUUUUGUUUUACAUGUUUAAGCUUUUAUGAACAAUAUUUAACGUAUAAUCAUGUUAAUAUUGCAUAUUUAUUUAUGAUUAUUGCUGAAUUAUAUGAAGAUAACGAAAUAGAACGAAUCGACUUUUUGGAAAAAGCAUUAACUAUUUUACAAGAAAAUAUUCAUCUUCAUUAUGAUACAACAGCGAACUGUUUGAAAUUAAUUGGACAAUAUUAUAAAAAACAGAAUUCAUUGGAAUUAGCUAUGGGAUUUUAUAUUAAAUGUCAGGAAAUACAAAAGAAAAUUUAUUUUGAAGAUCAUUCUACAUUAAAGGAAAUACAAUGUUUGAUUAAUACUAUUGACUAUUAA
Messenger RNA from Adineta steineri, 2286 nucleotides. Lineage: Eukaryota; Metazoa; Rotifera; Eurotatoria; Adinetida; Adinetidae. The record is from the annotation of a GenBank genome assembly.